Molecule: messenger RNA, 1515 nt
Organism: Heterostelium album PN500
Lineage: Eukaryota; Evosea; Eumycetozoa; Acytosteliales; Acytosteliaceae
Exons: 2
Coding region: 1-1515 (504 amino acids)
Source: RefSeq, a predicted model, not a curated record
AUGUCUCAAAUUGACGAAGCCUUCGAGUUUCAAAAACUCCUGAAUCAACCACAGAGCGACGUUGAUGGUGGUAAUAGUGUCAAUAAUGAUAUCAACCACCUCGAUAACAACAAUGGAAUAGAUUCUGCCUUUGUUGGUAUUAGUGUUAAUAAUGAUAAUAUCAAUGAAAUAAAUUCCACCUCUGAUGGUAUUAAUAAUAAUAAUAAUAAUAAUAAUAAUAAUAAUAAUAAUAAUGAUAGCAUCAAUGAAAUAGAUUCCACCUCUGAUGCUAAUAAUCAAUUUCAAUUUGAUAGAUUCAAACAACGUGAUGGUCACCAAUACGAUCUUUCGAAUUCCGAACCUAUUAACUGUUUGCCGGUAGCCCCUUCACAAUCAUCGCAGCCUGAUCCAAACCAAACUUCAAAUUUUGAUAAUAAUCAAUUGUGUUAUAUUAAUAAUGACACUUCAACAAGUCAACAGAAUGAAGAUCACUCCAAUACUUCAAAUCAAUUGUAUUAUAAUGAAAUGACUGAAGUUACACCUCCAUUUCCUCCUGGUAAGAGAAAGCAAGAAACAGACAAAGAACCUGAGCCCAACAAAUCUCAAAAGACUGAAGCUUCACCGACAACACCAACAACACCAACAACAACAAUAACAACACCAACAACACCAACAACACCAACAACACCGACAACAUUCCAAUCUGUCAAUGAUGUAGUCAAGUUUCCCUCCAAUGCAACCCUCAAGGUGAUCACCCAAGGAUUGAAACUAAUCCCCAAUGGAAAGGUUGCUUUUCUAUUCAUUGUCAGUGACUUGCCGGAAGGAAAGGCUAUUAGAGCAGAAUUUGACAACUUUUUAGAGAGAGUGAACGAUCUUCUUUCAAAGAGGCUUCAUUUACUAGGUCUUCUUCUACAAAAUACUGUAGUUCUAAAGACGUAUGGCGAUCGUUUCAAGACGGGAGAUAGUAACAGCACAGCAAUGGAAGUGAAAAUAACUUGUCGGAAAUGUAGAUAUUCAACAAACAUAGAACAAGAUCAAAUGUUGGGUAUAACGCCACAAUUUUCUUUUAUUCCAGUCUUCUCUGGAUAUGUCUAUCAAACUCAUGAUAUCAAAUUUAAGUUACCCCGUCUCGGUUAUCAUGAUGGUAACGGUUUCCCUCUUGGUGAGGGAGUCCCUGACCAAUCGAUUAUCCACUGCCCUCAAUGCCGAACCAGACCAACAACCCCAGCUCCUGCUGAUACAAUAACAUCAUCAACAACAACCACAACAACAACCACAACAACAACCACAACAACAAAUAACCAAAGAACAUUAAAUGCUCAAACCUCCUUCUUCGACGAGUGUAACCAAGUUCUUGAUCCUCAGUUCUUCUGUGAUGAUAUCCAUAGCACUCAACUAUACCAAACUCAGGCAUCCGACGCUCACUAUAAUUACUACUCCUCUCCAGCAACUGCGGAGCCAAUGGAUACUACUCCUCCAGCAAACUCUACCUUUUCUCCAGAUCAACAGGAAUAUCACGCCAACCUUGGAGAUUAA